Messenger RNA from Oncorhynchus masou masou (cherry salmon), 1116 nucleotides. Its product is annotated as probable G-protein coupled receptor 142. The record is from RefSeq and is a predicted model, not a curated record. Gene Ontology annotation, cellular component: plasma membrane. Gene Ontology annotation, molecular function: G protein-coupled receptor activity. NCBI's taxonomy places the organism in Eukaryota, Metazoa, Chordata, Actinopteri, Salmoniformes, Salmonidae. Gene Ontology annotation, biological process: G protein-coupled receptor signaling pathway.
AUGUUUGAUUGGCCCAACAUCACAGUGCCCAGCUCUUCAGAGCAGGGCCUGAAACCAGGAGACGGGGAUCUGCAGAGGUCUACAUGUGUCCUGGGCUUCUUCCCUGUCAUCUAUUAUAGCUCCCUCCUCUGUGUGGGAGUACCAGUAAACAUACUGACUGCAGUGGCUCUAUCCCGGCUGGCAGCACGUACUAAGAAGGCUAUGCAUGUGUACCUGCUGGCUCUGACAGGCUCUGACAUCCUCUCCCAGCUCUUCAUUAUCUUCGUGGGCUUUCUGCUAGAAACAGCUGUGUUCCACCGUGAAGUCCCCACCCUUCUCCUGCGCUCGGUUAGCAUGGCAGAGUUUGCUGCCAACCACGCCUCUAUCUGGGCCACCGUACCCCUAACCGUGGACCGCUACGUGGCACUGUGCCAUCCGCUCCUCCACCGCCAGAUCAGCUACCCGGCACGAGCGUGGCGGAUUAUCACCGUCGUCUUUUCCCUGGCGCUGUUGUCAGGCAUACCAUUCUUCUGGUGGUCUGACAUGUGGCGUGUUGCCCGCCCGCCCACCUCCCUGGACUCUGCCCUCAUAUGGACACACGUGAUGAUAAUCUACUUCCUGCCGUGUAGCAUCUUCCUGGUUCUGAACUUGCUGAUCAUUCACCGGCUGCAGGCGCGGCAGAGACAGGUCCCGUGCCAGGAGGAGCAUGGUGGUAGCGGGGCCCGGUUGUCUCCACAGCGGCGCCUGGGUAAGAGCACCGCCAUGCUGCUUGCUAUUACCUCCGCGUUCGCCAUCCUUUGGGCCCCCAGGACUAUAGUGGUCAUCUAUCAUCUCUACGUGUCCUCGGUCCACAAGGACUGGCGGGUCCACCUUGCCUAUGACCUGUCUAACAUGCUGGCCAUGCUCAACACUGCAGUCAACUUCUUCCUCUACUGUUUCGUCAGUAAGCCAUUCAGAGCCUCCGUGAGGGAUGUUCUGUUGCUCAGGGGGGGUCCGUUGUACCACCAAAGGAUAAUCCACAACCAGCAGGCCCAAGACAAAGCCUCUACGUCCUUGCUGUCUAGCGGGACAAACACUCACACCGAGACUACCAACCGCACCCCCCUAACACCCUGCAGGGCUAACGAGACCAUGUGA